Molecule: messenger RNA, 7889 nt
Organism: Mizuhopecten yessoensis (Yesso scallop)
Lineage: Eukaryota; Metazoa; Mollusca; Bivalvia; Pectinida; Pectinidae
Product: uridine-cytidine kinase-like 1
Exons: 16
Coding region: 44-1750 (568 amino acids)
Cellular component (GO): cytoplasm
Molecular function (GO): ATP binding; kinase activity
Source: RefSeq, a predicted model, not a curated record
AGCUGUACCUUGUUUAUUUUUGGUAGGGGUUUAUAAUCUAACAAUGGCGUUUGUGUUUGCUAGACCCGGUUCGGCUAGCUCGGCGUCAGACAGUGGUAGCGGAUCUGGAGAAGACCAUGAGGCAGAAGUUCAUAUAGGAGACUUGGCAUCAUCUCCACCGAAAUCUCCUCUCAAGGCCCCCAAAAGUCCCUGUAAAGCCUCCCUCAUUAAGCGCCAGAAGUCGCUGAUAGCCGCCAGCUCUAAUAAAUCUGUCCGUGUGUAUCAUACUGGAAUCAGAACCUUAUAUACAGCCGGACGACCGCCCUGGUAUGAUUCUCACGGCUCUCACAAGGCGGCUUUUGUCAUUGGUGUUUGUGGAGGAAGUGCCUCAGGGAAGACCACGGUGGCUAAGAGAAUUAUUGAGAUGCUGGAUGUGCCCUGGGUCAGUCUCCUCAGCAUGGACUCGUUCUACAAGGUUUUGGGCGAGAAGGAGCACAAGUUGGCGGGGGAGAAUGAGUAUAACUUUGAUCAUCCUGACGCGUUUGACUUUGACCUCAUGAUCAAGACGCUGAAGAGACUGAAGGAAGGCAAGAACGUAGAAGUGCCUGUGUACAACUUCAUCACCCACGGCCGGGACAAACAAACAAAAACUAUCUAUGGUGCCAAUGUAGUGAUAUUUGAGGGGAUCAUGUCCUUUGUCAACAAGGAGUUGUUGGAGUUGAUGCACAUGAGAAUUUUUGUGGACACGGACUCUGAUAUCAGACUAGCACGAAGGUUAAAGAGAGACAUUGCAGAGCGGGGCAGAGAAUUGGAGGGAGUGUUAAAACAGUACAAUAAAUUUGUAAAACCAGCCUUUGAACAUUACAUUGAACCAUCGAUGACACAUGCUGACAUCAUUGUUCCUCGAGGAGGAGAAAAUAAAGUUGCUGUCAGUUUGAUUGUCAUGCACGUUCAUACACAACUCCAAAAGAGAGGAUUCAAACUGAGGUCCAAGCUAGCUCUCUCAGCCAACAAUGGAACAAAGAUGCCAGAUUCCCUGUAUGUACUGGAGAAAACUCCACAGGUACAGGGGCUUCAUACAUUUAUAAGAAACCGAGAAACUUCAAGAGAUGAGUUUAUAUUCUACUCGAAGAGACUGAUGAGGUUGCUGUUUGAGUAUGCUAUGUCCAUGCUGCCUUUCAAGUCGGUGAAGGUUGAGACUCCCCAGAGUGUACUCUACGAUGGAAAAAGACUCAACGCCACGAAGAUGUGUAACGAUUCUCCAAUUGGAGGCAAAGAGACUGAGGUUACUUUAAAAAGAAAGAGGUCAAGCGGAAGUGUCUGGGACAAAGGGAUAUGUGGAGUGUCUAUAUUGCGUGCCGGGGAGACCAUGGAACAGGCGCUAUGUGAGGUUUGCAAGGACAUCAGACUCGGCAAGAUCCUCAUCCAGACCAACUUUGAUACAGGGGAACCAGAGCUCCAUUACCUGCGGCUACCUAAGGACAUCAAAGAGACCCACGUGAUGUUAAUGGAUGCCACAGUUGCCACCGGAGCGGCGGCUAUGAUGGCCAUCAGAGUACUGCUGGAUCACGAUGUUCCCGAGGAGAACAUCUUACUGCUGUCUCUGUUGAUGGCAGAGUCUGGUGUACACUCGGUGGCCUAUGCCUUCCCUAAGGUGAAGAUUGUUACUACAGCUGUGGACAAACAAGUCAACGACAAAUUCCACAUACUUCCUGGUAUAGGAAAUUUUGGCGACCGCUACUUUGGAACAGACCUGCCUGCUGAGCCCUGAGACACAAAUCUCUCCGAAGCUAGAUCUGUAUCAUAUCACCGUGACAACACUGGUUAAACCAAAUGUUGUUGCUGAGGCCUAAGUAGGACAAAAAGGUGGUUGUAUCUGUCUUGAUUGUAUCGCUGUGGAUGACUUGUAAUUACCUUUUAUUAAAGGUAAAAAUGUGUCGGUAAAGACAUAUAUCAGCCUUCGUAUCUCAGUUGUCACGGACCACACUGCUGGAGACAAGUGGUUGCCUUGGUUACAUAUAAUGUUACCCUGCUAACAUGUUCGUUUUGGCCACAGUGCUGCUAAUGGUUUAGAAGAGCGAUAUUCCUAUGCCGGUGUACAUGUAUGUUGGAACAUGAUACAAUGUCGGGAAAGAAAUUCCACAGAUUCACAAGAAAGAGGUAUCAUCUGGACGAACAAAAUGAUUGUUGUUAGUUCACCCGAAGCAAUGCACCAGGGUGCUUCGACUGUCCUCUGUCAAAAAUAGGCUGUUGUCUGUUGUCUCUCCUCCAUCAACUUUUAAACUACAGCUCCUUCCUAACACUAUAACUACAGGGCAGUUCUCAACCCAAUGAUAACUAUUUAGCUCAUAUGCAUCAAAGUUGGACAAUAAAGGGGUAUAGCUAUAACCUCCUGGAGACUGAGGGUUGUGGUAAAAGGGAUCAGAUUGACUGUUUUACUUUAAAUGAAUCUCGUCCCAAACUACAGAUUUCAGUUUUCCCCCCAAAAUUAACCAGGUGAGCUAUUGGAGGCCAAGAUAAGUGUAGGCACUAAAAAUAAAGGUAGGCAAAGCAAAAGCAAAAUCUCUAAGUCUUAUGGAAUUGUAGAAAGACAAGGGUAAAAAGUCCCCUCCCAACACAUGAGUUUUCUUUUUUUGGGGGGGGGAGGGGGCAUGCAGUAGCCAAGUGGUUAAGGUAUCUGACCUUCUACAAUCACUAGCCUUCCACCACUUGGUUGCAGUGUUAAGGCCUACAUGGAGGCAGUCGCCAGGUACGGGCUGCAGAUACUUGAACCUAGCACAUCCGUAUACGUAAAGACCAGGUUGAUUGGAUGUAAAAACACUACCAAUCAAGCUGAAACUAUUUCUAACUUUGAUCAGUAUUAUUGUCCAGCACUGGACUAAAUGCCUUCAUUGUUGUACAUGCAUAACACAUGAAAGCGUAUUUUGACAAGAAAGGUUAAGUCUAUAUUGCUAUGCAUUUGUAUUGCUGGCUUUUUUUGCAAAUACAUUGUAAUGGUAUAUAUUGCUUGAAGCCUUUAAUUAAAAAAAAUCCAGUCAUGAAGGUGCUAUUACAUUUGUUUCAUGAACAGUUUCAGGUUUGUAUUAUGAAUAUGGCUGUAUCACUCACAGUCACUGGCCUUGUCUGUCAAUACACCUAUAGAUCAUUUUGUAGGCGUAUUGACAGACAAGGCCAUUACCUGUGUAUCACUACCAUACAUUCAUACCACCAUACUGCUGUAACAUGUUACAUCAAUCUACCAUCAUAUCAUACCACUAUACCAUCAUACCACUAUACCAUCAUACCACUAUACCAUUGUAUUGCCAAAAUGACACCAUACCACCAUAAUGAUGAUAUCAUACUUGUCAUUUAAGUCUUUCUACAUUUUAGCUCAACUUAGUUUGACAUUUUCACUCUCAUUGAAUAGAUGUCAGCUGCUUGCAUCCCAAUUGAAUCUCAUUUAUGGAAAACAUUUUGAGAAAUGUCUUUUAUACCUGUUGAUCAUAACCCUCAGAAAAAUUAUAUUCAUUCCAAUUAAAUUCCGCACAAUCGUGUUUGGUUUGCUAUUCCCAAGCUUAUAGGGCGAAAGAUUGAGUGAUUAUUUGCCUAUGAGCACAUGUACUACACAGUUAUAAUCAACACGUGCCUACAGCUCGGUGUGUACAGUCCAGAUGUUGUGUAGCUAGUCUUAUGGACUACUCCUAGAGUAUUGUUCCACUCAAUAUUGAAAUUGUCUCUCAUAUGACCCAUUAACCUCAAGGAAAUAUAUAUAUAUAUAUAUAAAUCAGGUAUCCGAAAUCUACAGAUGAAUCUUUAGUAUUUCAGUCUGAAAUGUAAUUAUAAACUACAGACUUAAUACGUUGUUUUAAUCUUUGAUUCUGAUUACGAAGUCCUCAGUGUUAACUACAGGUACUGUGACCUAUGUGAAGCUAUGUGUAUUAAAUCUUUAUCAAGAUUAGAUGUUGUGACCUUUCCAUCUGUAAUUAGACCCUUGCUUAUUUCUCGACAAUAUUUUAUGAAACUUUGUUUACAUGGCUUACAGUCUAAGAUAUAAAAGUCAUCAGUUCAUUUCAGUUGAUGAAUAUGUCAAGGAUUUAUAUUUAAAAUUACAGAUAAGUUUCAUUCCAAUAAAAUGUUUUAAUUUGAUUUACUGUCCGAGAACUAUAUGGCAUUCAUAGGAGUGUGAAUUGUAUCUGGUUGUGAGAAAACACAGAAAACGUCUAUUAACUAACAUCCAAUCAUCCAUUAUGAAUCUGAAUGCCUAUGAGUGACUAUCAUAUUUCUAUUUAGUUGUUGUACAGCAUAAUCAGACGAUGACUUAAUUUAGUGCCGUUAUGAAUUAGAACCCGGUGAAAAAAUACGUUUGGUAAGUCCUACUUAAUUAUCCGACACAUGUUCAUUAUCAGUGAAUAUAGUUGUUGGUAUAUAUGAUAGUGUUUUAUUUCACACAUUUUAUCGUGCCACAAAAGUACAACGAAAAUAUAACCUCUAAAACAUAACUUUACAGUAUAUGAUGAGAGUACAGAACAGAUUUUCCAUUAGAUACAUCUCUGUAUUCUACCAGAUAAAGGCCUCGGGUGUUUGGAAACUUUGGUAACAAAAACGGCUAGAGAAUCUUCCAAAUUUCUCAUAAUAAAUUCUUUUCAAGUAAAACAUCUCAAAAAACAGCCAUAGUAAAUUCUCUUAAAGUAAAACAUGAAAUUAUGAUGAAGGAAUCAGACGAUUUGACUAGAAAUAGGAUAGAGGGCUGUUAUAAGUUAAGGGGCAUUUGUUAGGUUAAAUACAGUAUGUGUUGUACAGUAAUAGUAACACAUAUAUAACACAUACUGUAUUCAACCUAACAAAUACUCUGUACAUUGUAUACAGUAAUAUACAACACUUACUGUAUUAUAUAUGUGUUAGAUUUUAAAUAUGAUAAACCAAUUACAACAGCGUUGUAUUGAACACCAUUACUGACUGCAACAGCGGCCAGUUUGAUGUGGGUUUUUUCUGACCACCAUUACUAAUUUUGUUAGCCAGCACUUUGAGGUUUUUUAUUCUGUAUGCCAUGAACUAUUAGUGUAUUAGUCGGGUUCCUGGGAACAUGAACAGACACAGUCAUAUGUAUUGUAGCUAUAAAUAGUGUUAAAAUUAUGAAAAAUGUCUUAUACAUAUUAUGUAGUGUUUAAUUGUCAUGCUUAUAGGACAUGCACUUUGUUAACUUAACUAUUAAUAGUUGUGUACCCUUUAGUUUUGAUAUUAAGUCAUGUCAAGUAGUACCUUAUUCGCUCAUUCACCCCUUAAGUCAGAUUUGAACCUUACCAAAUCAAUGACUGGACAAGUCCAGUUUAGAUUUGUAGGGGUGAAUGAGUUCCUGUACACUUUUGGCCUAAAGAACACAUGGGAAUGGUGAAUUUCUUGAUAAAUAAAAUUCACAAGAUUUGUCAUAAGAAAUAUGCUUAAUAGUUUACGUAGUAUAUGUAAAGUUUGGUUAACGUAAUAAACUAUAUACCGGUAACUUUGUAAUUUAUCCCAUACCUAUAUAGCUAAUUAGCGUUGUAAAUUACCCUUUACUUGUAGCUAGUUAACUUUGUAACCUAACUAAUAUUUAGUUAGUUAAUGGAAUGUAUGACCUUUUAACCUUUAUUAGAUAGUUAGUAGGCAGUUUAGCGCCAAACAUGACCUUUAACGCUAGAUGUGUUGGCUCUAUACACAAGCCAUUUUACAGUGGUAUAUGGAAUAAUUAGAUUUUCUGUAGCCUAGAAUUAAUUGCACUAGAUGUCUAUCUACACAUAGAUAAAUACCCCGGGUCACAUUGACCCUAUAUAUUAUAUAAUAUAUAGAAGAGUGAAGAGAAGAGCAAGCAGGGGAGAGAGAGAGAACUAAGAUGGACACGAGAAAAGAGAGAGGAAAAAAGGAUGAAGUGGGGAAGAGAGAGAGAGAGAGUGAUUGGCACAUUCUUGCCAAAAGUCCUGUCAUGUUUACCCGUUACCUUGCACCAGAGACGAGCGUUAAUGUUUCAUUAGGGUUUGAUGUGGGUUGAUCUUGUUUUCAUUGUAAAGCCUUCUGCUUUAAUAUUUGACUUAUUUUUCUCACUCUGUUCCUGUGAAUAUAAGCUAUGAAUGUCUACUUAUGAUUUUUCAAAAGGAAGAACAUAUAAAAGUUAACACUGAGCUACAACCGUUAAACACUUUGUGCAGGAACUGUCUUCAUGGCACGAUACAGAUUAUAUACACAUAUAUGUAAAGGGCUAACUAAGAUUCUUACAGAUAUCUCUCAUCAACUGCCUGUACUUUCCUUGUUAGCCACAUCGUACAUAUUUCACCCCAUUGGUUCUCAUGAUACAGCUUUUAGGUUUAAAACUUUGUACUUAUCGUGUUACAUUGAAUAAAGCAUUUUUUUUUUAAUUAUGUAAUGAAGUAUAGAUUCUGUGUGGUAUGAUACCAUGUAUAAUGGUUCAUUCUAACAUUUAUAUAUUAUUUUACCAGCAUGCAUUUUGAAGAUUUAUGAAAUGUACUUUUUUUUCCUUCUUUACACUGCUUUUAUAGCAACUAAUUAUACACAUGGCUAUGUUUUGGGUGCUAGGGUAUCGGAAAGGAUGCCAGGGUAUUAUUUGUGUACACAUGGCUAUGGUUUGGGUGCAACAUACAUAAUCAAAUGUUAUAAUUUUGUUUACAUCCCAUUGCUGUAUAUCUGUGUGUGUGCAGUAUUUUGGUGGACAUGAAACAGAUAUUUUUUAUUCAAUAAAGUAUAUCUGUAUUGAUUAAUAAUUUCAAAACCACUAAUUCAGAUGUAUUCAAAUAUGACCUAUAUAUGGAUAUAUAUAUCCGAAUCUCAAUGAUAAAUUUAUUAUGAGAAUUACAAUUUUCUUAUUAUAUGUCAAGGAUAAAAUUACUGCCAAACGAACAUAAGGUGCCUACAUGUUCGUGGAAAAGGGGAGAUAAUCCUAUGGUUCAUUGUAUAACCGUCCAGAAGUGUUCAAAACUGAUAAUUAUAUGAAACAACUUUUACAAAUUGAAGACAAUUUUGAAAGGUGAAAAAAUACAUGCAUUGAUGACGUCCAGGUAUUCAGCUGUUGCAAGGGCUGCAGACCUAAACAUUAUCAUCUGUUAAUGCUAGUUAACAGGCUUUAGGAAAAUAACUUUACCACAAAUAACAGGUAUGAUGUGUCGGGCAGUAUGUAUUCUUUCACCUUUUUCACAAAUGUUAAAAAGAUUUUUUCAAUUUCAAAAGGCAAGGGGAGAUAAUCCCAUGGGUAGCUUAGCCAUAUAAUCACUCAAGCAAAUGCUUGACAACAGUAUGAUUCAAUUUGUAUUGGUGAAUACAAAGGUAUUGAUUGUUCUCUUUAUUUGUAAAAAUUUGAAAGAAGUUUCAUGGGCAUUCAAAAUAUCACCUAGAUGGUCACGAGAAAAAGCAUUUUAUUUUGUUUUAAUCUACAUAGAACAUUGCAAAGGGUAAGAGGCUCUAUCGUUUUACAGAAAAGCUUGUGUUCUCCAAACUAGCUGAACUGGAAUAUUUAAAAUCAACAUUUGCUUGGCAUUAUUGUUUAAUAAAACAUGGAAGAACGACAUAAAAUUGUUUAUUUGUACUGCAUUUUGUAUAUAUGCUUUAAGCCACCAAAGACAUAUUUGAUAUGAUCAGGAUGAAUAUGGCUAAUGUAUGAAAACAGCCUGAGAGUUAACAAGUAAUGAUUGAUCUGAAGGUUACCAUAAUGUGAAGUGUUUAGGAACAAUCUUCUGUGAAUGGGUGUGUUGGUAUUACCUUGUCUGUGUAAGACAUGCGAGUAUAAACUUGUGGGACUACUUGGGUAUAAAUUAAAAGGGAGAGGUGACGCGGCUGUAGUAUAUGUGUGAGAGAUAUGUGAAUACCUUUGUAAUAUAAUUAAAGCAUUUGCUCUCAGGAGAUAAAGUAUGGAUGCAUUUUAAUUUACAAUAAAUUUCACCUCAAUUUUG